GGCCCAAUCGUGUCUUCUCCCGGCCAUCCUCCUCUUGGUCCUUCUCGGGAUGCUUGGUUGCCCGCUGGCGGCCCGGUGGCGUAUAAAUACCAAGGCCUGGGACAGCUGUGCAACUUGGCCUUGGCAUCUUGUCACGCCUAGUCCAGUGACAACACACAGUGACAAGUCGCAAUGCGGCCCACGGUCUAUGUCGCGGCUGCCCUCGGGCUGGCUUCGCCGAUAUGCGUCGUCGCCACCGAUCCUCUCACGGCGGACAAGGUCGAGGCAGACAUAACCACGACCGGCCUCCAGCGCGUGCUCUGGAACCUGAACAAGAUCGCGCGCGACCACGGCGGCAACCGCGCCUUCGGCACGCCCGGCUACAAGGCCUCGGUAGACUUCGUGCUGGAGCGCGCGCAGCAGCGGUUCGGCAAAGAGAUGGACACGCACCUGCAUCCCUUCUCGUACUGGUUCGAGGACCUGCGCCGGAUCAAGGUGACGGGGCCCGCGGGCGAGGACGUCAGGGUGCUGUCGCCGCAGUACAACGUCGCCGGCGACAUCAAGAAUACGCCGCUGGUCGACACCCCCGUCGACGACGCCAACGGGUCCGGCUGCCUGCCCGAGCAGUGGACGGGCAUCGACGCGACGGGCAAGCUCGCGCUGAUCAAGCGCGGCACCUGCGCCGUGUCCCAGAAGCUGGCGCUGGCCAAACAGCACGGGGCCGUCGGGGCGAUCGUGUGGAACAACAGGCCCGGGGACGCCAUUAUUUCCCUGACGCUCGGCGCCGAGAAUAGGGGCACUAUCGUCCCCGUCGGCAUCAUCACGCAGGAGGUCGGACUGGCGUGGAAGGCGCGGCUGGCGGCGGGCGAGCAGGUGCUCGUGUCGCUCCUCGUCGACAACUCGUACGACGUCCGGGAGUCCUGGAACGUCAUCUCAGAGACCAAAGAGGGCGACCCCAACAAAGUCGUCAUGAUCGGCGCCCACCUGGACAGCGUGAUCCAGGGGGCCGGCACCAACGACGAUGGGAGCGGCAGCUCGGCAGUUCUCGAAAUCAUGGGCUCCAUCAAGAAAUACAAAGGGUUCCCCCACAAGAUCAGGUUCGCCUGGUGGGGCGCCGAAGAGUCGGGCCUCAUCGGCUCCAAGGCUUACACCAAGUCCCUCAACACCACCCAGGCCGAUGCCAUCCGAUACUACUUCAACUACGACAUGAUCGGCUCCGUCAACCCCAUGUACGAGCUCGCUCGCAACAAGCUGAGCGGCAUCGGGCCGGUCCUGCUGUCAUCCUACCUCGAGUCCAAGGGGAAGCCCGUGACCUACGCCGACUUCGACGACGGGUCAGACUACGCCAGCUUCGUUGCGCUCGGCAUCCCAACCGCCAGCAUCUACACGGGCGAGGACCCGUGCUACCACCAGGCCUGCGACACCAUCGACAACAUCGACUGGGACGCCCUCACGACCAACGCCAAGGCCGCGGGCCGCGCCCUCGCCACCCUCGCGCUCUCGCUCGACGGCGUUCCCCCGCGGGCGCCGCCGGCCGCGAGGCGGAACCUGGCCGACGUCUCGGGCCCGUCCCGGCGGGCGGCCAUGAGCCCCCCGCGUGGAGCUGUGGGCAGGCAGGGCCGUCGGUUUGGGGUGUAGAGGAGCCAGCAAAGGCUCCGUCCGGUUCCGCAAUCAUCGUGGGAUAGAUAAAUGGAGCGCGGCGGGUGGGGGCUUCGAGUCCCGCGGGACUCGAAGCAUUUUGGUACCCCUUAGGAGGAACCCAAACGAGCUGGUUGGUUGACCAGCCGUAAAUCAAGUUCGGACAUGAUGCGCCCUGUGCCAAAAAGUUUGACGAGGUCA
Molecule: messenger RNA, 1818 nt
Organism: Gaeumannomyces tritici R3-111a-1
Lineage: Eukaryota; Fungi; Ascomycota; Sordariomycetes; Magnaporthales; Magnaporthaceae
Exons: 3
Coding region: 172-1617 (481 amino acids)
Biological process (GO): proteolysis
Molecular function (GO): metalloexopeptidase activity
Source: RefSeq, a predicted model, not a curated record